Corapipo altera (White-ruffed manakin) is the source of this 1683-nucleotide messenger RNA. Its product is annotated as olfactory receptor 14A16-like. Gene Ontology annotation, molecular function: olfactory receptor activity; G protein-coupled receptor activity. The coding region runs from base 1 to 963 and encodes 320 amino acids. Lineage: Eukaryota; Metazoa; Chordata; Aves; Passeriformes; Pipridae. The transcript has a single exon. Gene Ontology annotation, biological process: G protein-coupled receptor signaling pathway. Gene Ontology annotation, cellular component: membrane. The record is from RefSeq and is a predicted model, not a curated record.
AUGUCCAACAGCAGCUCCAUGCCCCAGUUCCUCCUCCUGGCAUUGGCAGAUAGGCGGGAGCUGCAGCUCCUGCACUUCUGCCUCUUCCUGGCCAUCUCCCUGGCUGCCCUCCUGGCCAACGGCCUCAUCCUCAGCGCCGUAGCCUGUGACCACCACCUGCACACCCCCAUGGGCUUCUUCCUGCUCAACCUCUCCCUCACAGACCUGGGCUGCACCUGCACCACUGUCCCCAAAGCCAUGCACAAUUCCCUCUGGGACAUCACAACCAUCUCUUACACAGGAUGUGUUGCACAGGUCUUUCUGCUUGUCUUCUUCCUUGGAGCAGAGUUUUCCCUCCUCACCAUCAUGUGCUACGACCGCUACGUUGCCAUCUGCAAACCCCUGCACUACGGGACCCUCCUGGGCAGCAGAGCUUGUGCCCACAUGGCAGCAGCUGCCUGGGCCACUGGCUUUCUCACUGCUCUGCUGCACACAGUCAGUACAUUUUCCCUGCCCCUGUGCCAGGGCAAUGCCCUGGGCCAGUUCUUCUGUGAACUCCCCCACAUCCUCAAGCUCUCCUGCUCACACUCAGGCUACCUCAGGGAAAUUGGGCUCAUUGUGGUUAAUGCCUGUUUAGCACUUGUUUUUUUCAUUUUCAUUGUUUUCUCCUAUGUGCAGAUCUUCAGGGCUGUGCUGAGGAUCCCGUCUGAGCAGGGACGGCACAAAGCCUUUUCCACGUGCCUCCCUCACCUGGCCGUGGUCUCCUUGUUUAUCAGCACUGGCAUAUUUUCCAACCUCAAGCCCCCCUCCAUCUCCUCCCCAUCCCUGGACCUGGUUCUGUCAGUUCUGUACUCAGUGGUGCCUCCAGCACUGAAUCCCCUCAUAUAUAGCCUGAGGAACCAGGAACUCAAAGAUGCCAUAAGGAAAACACUGACUGGAUGCUUUUCAGAAGCAAAAAGCUGCCUGUUUUCUUCUAAUUCUUAACAUUAAUUGCUAAAAACCAAUCCUCUCUUCUCAGGAUUUUGGAGGAGCUAAGAAUGUUUUCUUCAGUAUUUUUACUUUUUAUUAUGUAGUGCAGAAUAAAAUUUUGUUCUGGAUCGCACUUCUAAUUCACUGUCUUCCUCCUGAAUUUUACCCUUCCGCUCUGUAAAUGAGGAACCCUCUCUGUAUAUUAAAACAAAUAAAAGGACACAGUGGAAACCUGGUGGUUUUGAUAUGGUUCUUCAAAGACCUUUGUAAAAUGUCAAGUCAGUGCCUGUGUGCAGGGGGGUUGGGGAAAAGGGGACCAGAACAGCAGCACUGCAAGGGAGCACCAGCGCUUGAUCCUUCCCAAUUCAACACUCCCCUUCUGUGCCUUUGCGUAAGGUCCCUGAGUGCUCUGGUUGGUUGGUCACUGUUCUGCUUGGUGUCAGUGCUGUGACCCCGGGCAGGGACAGAGUUGGGCUUAAGGACAGCAGAAUCCUGCCCGGGCUGGAGUCACCAAGAGAUAAAGUACCACGUGUCUGCUGUAAUCCGUGAGAGCACAGGGCACACAGCAGGAACAGGGAAAGGAGUCUGGGGAGUGACUCAUCUCCCCUCAGUGAACUUCCAUAGGAGGUGCCAGGGCAGCCCCCAAAGCCAUGUCCCAGCUCUGGAACAAGGCAGGGCCCCUCUGAGCACCCUCCAUGGCCACACAGGAGUGUUUGUGGGAGGUGAUCAGUGGCA